This is a messenger RNA of Synchiropus splendidus (mandarinfish), 5474 nucleotides long. Its product is annotated as nuclear receptor subfamily 6 group A member 1-A. The record is from RefSeq and is a predicted model, not a curated record. Lineage: Eukaryota; Metazoa; Chordata; Actinopteri; Syngnathiformes; Callionymidae. Gene Ontology annotation, molecular function: DNA-binding transcription factor activity; zinc ion binding; sequence-specific DNA binding. Gene Ontology annotation, biological process: regulation of DNA-templated transcription. The coding region runs from base 238 to 1722 and encodes 494 amino acids. The transcript is spliced from 11 exons.
GAUGUUGAGUAGCAAUCUUUCCUACGGCCAUUGAACGCAGCAGAUCUGGGGGUGUGGACCAGCGCUGCUGCAGGCGACACUUGAGCCCAACAGCAUGGAACAGUGGUCCGAGCUGUGACACUGCGAGCCGGGAGGACGGGGACGACGCAGCCUGGGCGACGCUCUCCACGCACGCGACACCCUCACUGUCAUCCUCAGCAGCGACCUGUCGGAGCGAGUCAGCGCGCGCGCGGGAGGAUGGAGGUGGAGAAACGGACGAGCGGGUUCGAGUUCUCGGAGAGAAGCAGCGCCAAGUCGGUCAACGGGUUCUAUGGCGACCAUAAUCUGGCUUCAGAGCAGAACGACAGCAUGAGUGAUACAAUCAACGACAGCCAUCUUGAUGAUCCAGCCGACCAGAGGACCUGCCUCAUCUGUGGAGAUCGAGCCACCGGCCUGCACUAUGGCAUCAUCUCCUGCGAGGGCUGCAAGGGCUUCUUCAAGCGCAGCAUCUGCAACAAGCGCGUUUACCGCUGCAACCGGGACAAGAACUGCGAGAUGUCCCGCAAGCAGCGCAACCGCUGCCAGUACUGCCGCCUGCUCAAGUGCCUGCAGAUGGGCAUGAACCGCAAAGCCAUCAGGGAGGACGGGAUGCCGGGCGGGAGGAACAAGAGCAUCGGACCUGUGCAGAUCACAGAAGAAGAGAUCGAGCGGAUCAUGUCGGGUCAGGAGUUUAAGGAGGACGCGCCCGAACACACCUGGGGCAACAACGGCGACAGCGACCACAGCUCGCCGAGCAACGGCGCCUCGGAGGGGAACCAGCCGUCUCCGGCCUCCACUCUCUCCUCCAACCGCUCCGUGGAGAUGAACGGCUACACGGCGGCGCUGCGCGACCAGUACAUCAACACGUCCAUGUCCACGCACUACCAGCUGCUGCCUCACCUCUUCAGCUACGCCGCUCAGUCCGGCCUGCUGGCCCCGCAGCCCAGGAACCUCUACCCCCAGUCCCACCCCCUGGUGCUGCAACUGGUGGCCGCCGAAGACCUGGCGCCCCUCUCCACCCCCAUGCUCAUCGAAGAUGGGUACAAGGUGACCCAGGUGGAGCUGUUCGCCCUGCUGUGCCGACUGGCGGACGAGCUGCUCUUCCGUCAGAUCUCGUGGAUCAAGAAGCUGCCAUUCUUCUACGAGCUCUCCAUCGAGGACUACACCUGUCUGCUCAGCUCCACCUGGCAGGAGCUCAUCCUGCUCUCCUGCCUCACCAUCUACAGCGCCCAGAUCUUCGGGGACCUGGCGGACGUCACCGCCAAGUACACACCGUCGGAUGACGAGCUGCAGGGCUUCAGCGAGGACGGCAUGGAGGUGAUGGAGCGACUCAUCUAUCUGUUCCGCAAGUUUCAUCAGCUGAAGAUCAGCAACGAGGAGUACGCCUGCAUGAAGGCCAUCAACUUCCUCAACCAGGCAGACAUCCGAGGGCUGUCCAACAUCUCCCAGCUGGAGCAGCUCAACAAGCGCUACUGGUACGUGUGCCAGGACUACACCGAGUACAAGUACCCGCACCAGCCCAAGCGCUUUCCCGAGAUCAUGAUGUGUCUCCCCGAGAUCCGCUGCAUCGCAGGUAAACUGGUGAACGUUCCUCUGGAGCAGCUGCCCCUGCUGUUCAAAGCAGUACUGCACUCCUGCAAAUCCAGCCUGAGCAGCUACAGGAGCGGCCAGUCGCCCUGCGUGACGGCCUCCACCGGCAACUAGAGCGCCGCCGCCUCGCCGCGGCCGGCGCCGAGGGUCUGUCCCGCCCUCUUGUGAAUGUGACAAGCAGCUAGUUUGUUUUUUUUUCUUCUUCUUUUGUACGUUUUUGACCUAUUUAUUACACGACAGAGCUGAAUGUAUGCUGAUUUACACUGUGCACAUGCUCCAGCGCUGACACACCCCUGUCAGCAGCCGGAGUUAACAAAUGUGUAUCCAGUUUGCUCCAUGUGUCAGUGUUGCCAUUGUUAGAGCUUAGACUUUAAAAAGAGUUUAUUUUAUUCAGGCUUGGGGGCGGGUUGUGAUCGACACAUGUGUUUUUAUGAGACUACCUCAGGAAUAUGUUGCUAUUGUUGGGUACCUUUUUUGUGCUGUUCAUGAGAAGUUGCCUGAAGAAAAAAAAAAAAAAGAAACAAACCCCGAAUCCCCCCACAAGCAAUGCGACGCCUCAAUCAUACGCUGAAUGUUAUCGGCGCCGCGGCCAAUCAAAGACAAGUAUUUGUGUGGCGGCGCCGGGAAUGCAAAGAAAAGCUACUUUACGGAGCCGCGGGUCGCUCGUCGCCGCAACAUUCCAAGAGUCAAGACGAGGUGGCGCAGUCGGCCUCGCGUCAGGAAGAGUAAAGGGAGCAUACGGGUAUUUUCUAACAAUCAUUAAAGUGUGGCGUCAGUGCGGGGGAGGGGUGACGGCCCAUAGAAUGUCUUCUCUCUAUCGUUGACCAAAGUGUUAUGCAAUGCUUUAUUUUUCUUACGCCCAGAGACGGGCCUGCAGCGGCUCACGCCGCUCCGCUUCUUAUGAAUGAAGGAUCGAUACAAGAAAACAGGGGCUCCCCCUACUGGGCAGAUGAGGCGACGCUCUCCCACUUUCUGUGUCUCAGAGCUACAGCUUUAUCGUCGGCAGCCGGUGGGAUCACCGGGUCGGACCUCAGGGUGACCCCCUCGUGUGCGAGAGGGCCGGGCGUCGCUCACGUCAGACCUGAGCCUGAGAGCGCCCCCACGUCGGGCCAGCCUCACCCGGGUCCAGGCCAGUCCCACUCAUAAACCCAGGUCACGGAUCAGAACCUUUGGAGUAGCUUCAUGUGUUUGCCGGCGGAAAGCUUAUCUAAUAAGUGGGGGGCACGUGAGCCCUGAAAACAAGCCAUAGAAAAUGGACCUCAUCAUUUCCCAGCCCUGGAAGCAUCUUCUGUGAUUCCUCAUGGAGCUCGCUGCUAGCAACGGCUCCAUCUGCUUCUCGCUCUUGAAACCUUUGCCUCUCUCUCUCUCCCUCUCUCCCCCUCUCUCUCUCCCUCUCUCUCUCCCUCCCUCUCCCUAUCUCUUUCUCCCCCCUCUCUCUCUCUCCCUCUCUUUCUUUCCACCUCUCUCUCCCUCUCUCUCUCCCUCUCUCUCCCUAUCCCUCCCUCUUUCUCCCUCUCUCUCUCCCUCCCUCUCCCUAUCCCUCCCUCUUUCUCCCUCUCUCUCUCUCCCCCUAUCCCUCCCUCUCUCUUUCUUUCCACCUCUCUCUCUCCCUCCCUCCCUCCCUCCCUCCCUCUCUUUCUUUCGGGUCAGCCGACCUGGAUCUAAAACAGGGUAAAAUGCGUGUGUGUGUGCUGCCUUCAGGAGCACGCUGGUGGACUGUAGUGUUGGUAGUGGUAGCGCGCAGGACAUGGUAGGUCCUGCUUAGAACCAAACUUUGUUUUUCUCCUUUUCCUUCCCGCGUGUGGCCUGGUGGUGGAGGAGGGGUGUGAUCUUCCCCACCGCCGCUCCAAUGCAGUUGUUCCUCCUUCCUGCCUUUUUUUUGUUCUGUUUUUUUCAUUUUUAUAUCUUUUUCAUGUAGUUAUUGUGACUGUUUUCGGGGAUUUUUAUUUUCAGUUUUUGUUUCAUGUAUUGAUCGGCUACUUUUCUUGUUGUGUUUGGAGUGAAGACAGAGCUGUGUUAGCUUUAACCAGCCAAGCGUUUUGACUUUCAUGGACAGUACUGACUGCUCGCAGCCUUUUUGUUUGAACUGUCCAGUGUCCUCAUGAAGAGCACGCACGUGUGUGUGUGUGUGUGAGAGGGGGGUACGGGGAGGGGGGCGGUGCCCGUCACUCGGACACUACAAGGCUGCCAGGGGACCAUGCCAAGUGGCUGGAAUGCCUUCAUCUCAGGGACGUCUGAGUGACGGGGAAAGGGAAAAUCUCCCCUCAGAUUAGCACGAAACCAGAGCCACGUACCAGACCAGUCAGUUGAUGAACGACCACAAUGCUAACUGAUGAUUUAGUGAUCCCCGGGUUGGAGCCAAGGGCAGCCGUUCAGCUCACAGCAGAGCAGGCGCCAGGCGAUGGCGGCGAGCUACUGUUUUUUAACAUCCCUCGGAGCAGUUCAGCUCCAAUAACAGUGAUGUUUCAGUGGCUAACGUCAGUCCCUGCCUCACAGAGAACCAGACCGCUGCUCGCAACCUUUUGGUCCGGUCAUUUUAAAAUGGCAACACAUGAGCAUUGCACUUUAGCAUCCGGGUCCAAAGGGGCCACUUCCGGUUGAUUUUACAGCGGCUCUACGGUUUUCAGCCAGAAAGCAGCUGGAGGCUUCUGACGUCUGUGAGGCUAAAGAUCUGAGCAGAUUUCCUCUUCCCCCCUCAGGACCCGCCCCCUCACUUGCCACCUCCUGUCACGCCACUUUUGAUAGGGUUUUGUGUUUGGUUUGGACACGCGCAGUCACGACUUCCUGUCCUGGAACUACCUCUAUGUGUCAUGACUUUGUCUUAUUUAUUGGUUUCAUUGCACCAAUGUUCUGAUGUGAAGUGUUGAGCUCAGUUUUUCCUCCGACCUCUCAGGGAUCCGCUGCUAGAUUCACGCCAACUAUCUUUGCUUUCACUGCUGCCCUGCUUAUCCUCUGCCGAUACCAAAGAUUGGAGCACCUCACUGACAGUGUGAGGCGUUCACGUGACCCACGCCGCCCUCCUCACGUCUCUAUCUUGUGAGGGCCGGCUCGUGAUAGGCCUUCGUGUGUGUGUGUGUGUUGGAGGAAGCGCGGCGCUAUCAUAUCUGUCAAUGCUGCUUGUGAUGGAUGAUCGAUCGGAGGAUGUGAGGUGUGGUCAGACUGACCCGCUGUGGUGUUUACAUGCGCUCACCCCCUGGUGUGACCCUGGCGCACCGGCACGUGAGCGCGCUCUGGCUUAUCUCGCGGCUGGACGCGGGCUGAUAGGGCGCCGCCGCCUCUGUCACGGCCGGCGGGAGAUGGCCCGCAUGUUUGAGGUGCACACCUCCGUGUCACCGUGUCACCUCCCGUCAGGACGUUCUUACGGCGAUCAAGUGCUUUUAUCAGAUUCUAAGACAAAAUAGCGAUGCUGUGUUGGUGAACCUGCGGAACCUCCACCUGAUGAGCAACACGUCACGCCUGACUCGUGCUCCUUCAGCGGGAAAGUCCACGAUAAAAGAGCUAUUUUGUCUGGAGAGGAGAAAACUAUUUUUACUGGAUGGAUAUUUUAACCGUGGCCAAGUUUCUCUGAUCAGGAACAUGGCGCUUUAUGGGGAAGAAAGAGAAGUACAGUGACAUUUCUCAGGGAAGAAGCGCCAGUCAUGUGACCACCGACUCAUCCUUUGUCUGCUCUUGUUACUUUAACUACCUGUGAAAAUGUGACCCACUAUGUAUUAAGAGCAUGUUUAGAAUGUUAGGACUUGGAAAACCAAAUAAAUGUGAACGUUAUGCAACUUUGCCUCUGGUCCCCUUGGUCUUCUCUCGUCUGGCUGCUGUUUGGAAACGAUGAGGGCGGCAGAAGUGCGGCGGUGUGAGGCGAAAGCCCACGU